UGAAAGUCAAACACCUUUCAACAACUCUUCCUGAUUUAUCUCCUUCUCUUCUCGCCGACCGGCAUUCGCCCUUUCUAUUCUGCUCCUGUAUAGAUACGCUGAUAAAAAUACGACAUUCACUCGUACGGCACUUGGCCCAGGCCCCGGAACUCUUCAUUCAUAUCUCGUCCAACAGCGCAACUCUCAUUAUCCAAAAACCGACAUACGUAUAUAGACAUCCACUCGCCUCCUUCCCCGAGACGUCGCCUCACCACCUUCACCACCCUCUCAGGACUACCCUUCCUGGAUCUAUAACCAGCCAUGGCGACUCCAGCAGCAACAAAGCGCCUCACAAAGGAAUACGCUGCAAUCUCCAAAUCGCCACCGCCCUACAUCAUCGCGCACCCUUCCGAAAAGAACAUCCUCGAAUGGCACUACAUCCUCACCGGCCCGCCGGACACACCGUACGAAGGCGGACAGUACUGGGGUACGCUCAUGUUCCCCCCCGACUACCCCUUCGCUCCCCCCGCAAUCCGCAUGCACACCCCUUCCGGCCGCUUCCAACCGAGCACACGGCUAUGCCUAAGCAUCUCCGAUUUCCACCCCAAGAGCUUCAACCCGGCAUGGGAGGUCAGCACUAUCCUAACCGGACUACUCAGUUUCAUGACGAGCGAGGAGAUGACAACGGGGAGUGUUAGGGCAAGCGAGCAGGAGAGAAAGUUGUUCGCUCAGCGGACUAGAUGGUGGAAUAGCACAGGCGGAGGCUCGAAGCAAACAAUUCAGCAGCAAGGAAGCUCAAACAGCAAAGGGUUCGGCGCUAUCAAAGCCGGCGAUGGUGGCGCAAAGUUCAGACUAGAGUGGCCGGAGCUCGACGAAGAGAACCUCAAGUGGAUGAAGGAGAAGAGGAUAAAUCCACAGACCGGGCUCACGAUGCCAGUGACUCCACAGCCGCACUGUUCAGCCGAAGCCGCUGGACUGGUGCGUCGACCGAACGGGAGUGGUAAUCGUGUUGGCGCUGUGGUCCAGGAUGGACUGGUUGUUAGGGAUGCUGGACAGAGUUGGGUGAGCAGGAACAAGUGGCGACUCGUCUUCGGCGCUCUCUUCUCGUACAUUCUCGUCGCGAGAAUGUUGGGCGAUGGCGCAUUGCAGAGCUCCGCCUAGGGUCUUCUCAUUCGCCUCCACAAUUCAUCAAUUUACUAUAAUCCCAACCUUGUCAUGACGGUGUAUUUGGAGUUUUAUCCAGGGUUGCAUUGACAUAGAACGUAUAUCAUUACGUUUUCAGGAAUGCAUGGUUUCACGGCGCGAAAGGACUUCGAUCAAGCCUGGUUAUUUGCAAAGUCUGGCGUUUUUCUGCUUCCCUAUAUCUCUUUAAGCCGCGCUACUUCGCGAAGUAUAUGUCGCUAGAAACAAACUAGAUUUUAAUACGUUGUUUGAGGGUCGAAUUCAUACUACAUAUUCACCUAGGUACAUUGAACACAAUCAUUGGUUUCAAA
Aaosphaeria arxii CBS 175.79 is the source of this 1472-nucleotide messenger RNA. Its product is annotated as ubiquitin-conjugating enzyme E2 6. The coding region runs from base 301 to 1140 and encodes 279 amino acids. NCBI's taxonomy places the organism in Eukaryota, Fungi, Ascomycota, Dothideomycetes, Pleosporales. The transcript has a single exon. The record is from RefSeq and is a predicted model, not a curated record.